AUGGCUAGCGAGGCUACAUUCUCAUCCUUCUACGCAUCCUUACGGCGAAGCAAUUCGCUGUCGCUGCUCUUGGCUCAGGUUGAUCUCUCCGGCGUCCCUCUCGUUCAAACCAUAGCUUCGGUUUCAUCAGAGAUCGUCUCGUGUUUCAGCGGCGUACGUCUCUCCUUCCAACGCAGAAACUCACGUUCCCUAAUUCGGAAGAUUGAGUUCUUCCUCGUCUUGUUCCAAUACCUCGCCGAUUCAGGUUGUGAUCAGGUUUCUUCGACGUCGGUACUGUGCUUUAAAGAGCUAUAUGUUCUCCUCUACCACUCCAAGUUGCUUCUCCGCUACUGCUCUCAAUCCAGUAAGCUAUGGCUUUUGCUGCAGAACCCGUCGCUUUCAGGCCUCUUCCAUGAUUUGAGUCGAGAAAUUCUGAUCCUUUUGGAUGUUUUCCCCGUCAAGAAUCUCAAUCUUAGUGAUGACAUCAGAGAGCAACUCGAGCUCUUGCAUAAACAAUCCAGUGAAUCCACGUUGUUCAUUGAUCAUGACGACGAGAUGCUACGUUACAGAUUAUAUUCCUUUCUCGACGGAUUCGAGAACGGCCGGAUACCUGAUCAUGGAGAGUUGAGAUAUUUCUUCGUAGAGAAGUUAGGGCUAAGGGAUCCCAAGAGUUACAGAGCUGAAAUCGAGUUUCUGGAAGAACAGAUGGUGUGUCACGGUUCUGAUUCGGAGCCUUCAAGCUCGGUGAUUAACGGGUUUGUGGAUAUCACAAGGUACGCCAUGUUUUCGUUAUUCACGUUUGAAGAUGAAUGCGUGUGGAGAAUCGAGGACAAGACGAAGAAACAGAGGAAAUGUCUCAUUGCAAAGGAGAUCAGUGACACAUUUACAACACUACCAAUGGAUUUCGUUUGCCCCAUCUCUCACGAUGUGAUGAAGGAUCCUGUGACUGUUUCCACAGGGCAUACUUACGAUCGGAGCUCCAUAACAAGCUGGAUUGAAGAAGGUCGCUGUACUUGUCCUAAAACCAGACAAAACCUCGUGGACACGUGUCUUGUCCCCAACCGAGCUCUGAAAAGCUUGAUGACCCGUUGGUACGCAGCGACCGGUAGAUCUUGUGCGUCGGAGUUUAAGGGUUUACCGGAAAUUUUUCUUGAUUCUGUUCUCCAUGCAAGAGCUUCGACGGAAGCAAACAAAGCCUCUUUAUCGAUUCUCAUACAGAAUCUAGCAGAUGGGUCAGGAGUAUCAGCUCAGAGAGUGGCGGUGCGAGAGAUCCGUCUUCUAGCCAAAGCAUACAUCAAAACACGUAUAUUACUAAUCGCGGAAGUGGGCGUGAUCCCACAUCUGCGUAGGCUUCUUGAAUCCGAAAACGCUACCGUGCAAGAAAACUCCAUUUCAGCCAUAUUUAAUUUGUCUCGCCACUCGAAACCUCGAAGCAUGAUCAUGGAGGAAAAAGAUUGCUUGGAGUCGAUAGUGAGCGUUCUCGCGUCGGGGAUUACAUCGGAAGCUCGUGAAAACGCGGCAGCCACAUUGCUCAAUCUUUCCUCGACACAAGUUGCCGCGGAACGGAUCGCGAACGCCGAUGGCUGCAUCGGAUCGCACGCGUCGCUGCUGCAGAACGGAACUCCGAGAGGGAAACUCGAUGUGAUCGUCGCGUUACAAAACAUGUCGAUGUAUCCGGAUAGUUGCAACCAGAUGGUGAGAUCGGGAGGUGCGUCAGCUCUCGUGGGAGCUUUGGCAGACGAGGAUGUGGCGGAGAAAGCGGCGAGAGCGUUGGCUUUAGUGGCGAAUCAUUCUUUAGGAGCAGAGAGUAUAGGGAGAGAGGAAUCAGCUGUGUCGGGGCUCAUGAAACUGAUGAGGUGUGGAACACCGAAAGGAGGAGAAAACGCGGUUGCUGCGUUGUUACAACUCUGCAGAGGAGGAGGAGCGGUUGUGGUGGAGAAGGUGGCGAGAGAACCGGGUCUUGCGGGUUUGACCGGAAAGCUUAGGUUCACGGGUACAAAGCGAGCUAGGCGGAAAGCGAUUUCACUCUCUCAGGUUCUUAAGGGGUACCAAAACACAGCGGUGAUGCCGCCGGGUUAUAGACUAGGGAUUAUUAGAACCGAUGUCUCUGUACCCAUCUCUAUAUGCACAUAA
Molecule: messenger RNA, 2112 nt
Organism: Thlaspi arvense
Lineage: Eukaryota; Viridiplantae; Streptophyta; Magnoliopsida; Brassicales; Brassicaceae
Source: the annotation of a GenBank genome assembly